UGACCCAGACAGAAUUACCCUCCCAGCCCUCCCAAGCCACUAGCCCAGACAGUGAAGCCAUGGAAGCGACGUCUGCUGCACAUUUUUCAAGCCUCCCUACUCCAUCCCGAAGGCUCUCUCAGAUAAGGCGGACGAAAAAGAAGACGCAAGACAAAAUGUUCUCGGAAAUCAUGGAAGUAACCCACAAUGAAAGAGCUCAUCUGAAUGAGUGGAAGGACGUGGUAGCAAAGUACAGGAAAGAUGCCUGUGAACGUGAGGACAGGAGGGACCAACGUGAGGAUAGGAGGGACGAACGUGAGGAUAGGAGAGACGUUCGAGAUGAGAGGUGGUGGCAGGAAGAUCAGAGGUGUAGGCAGGAAGAUCAGCGGUGGCGGGAUGCAAUGCUGCAGCUGCUGCGUGAUCAAACUGAUAUCCUCCAACGUCUGGUGGAUCUUCAGGAAGAGCAGCGGGGUCACAGAGUGCCACUGCAGCCCCUGUGUAACCACCCUCACCAUGUUCCAUAG
Molecule: messenger RNA, 503 nt
Organism: Gopherus flavomarginatus (Mexican gopher tortoise)
Lineage: Eukaryota; Metazoa; Chordata; Testudines; Testudinidae
Product: golgin subfamily A member 6-like protein 10
Exons: 2
Coding region: 60-503 (147 amino acids)
Source: RefSeq, a predicted model, not a curated record